Messenger RNA from Rhododendron vialii, 4065 nucleotides. RefSeq names its product probable starch synthase 4, chloroplastic/amyloplastic. Bases 201 to 3395 code for a protein of 1064 amino acids. Lineage: Eukaryota; Viridiplantae; Streptophyta; Magnoliopsida; Ericales; Ericaceae. The transcript is spliced from 15 exons. The record is from RefSeq and is a predicted model, not a curated record. Gene Ontology annotation, molecular function: alpha-1,4-glucan glucosyltransferase (UDP-glucose donor) activity.
ACACCUAUCGGACGCACCUAUGACGUAACAGUAUGUCAGAUUUCCCCUUCAAGUGCGCCAAGUAUCCCCAGGGAAGGGAAGGGAUGGAUAGAAUUCUUCGGGUCCAAGCAACGGUUCUCUACGUGCACACCUAUCGUACAUUUGCUAUAUAGCAAAUGUAUGAGUAAAAAUUCUGACGGGAUACACAGAGAGAGCUUCGAAUGGCGACGAAGCCAUCAACGUGCUUUUUCGGCAACGGAUGGAGUAGUACUGUCCCCAGCUACUGUAAUAGGCACUCGAAUUUGCGCUUCUGUCCUUUGCCUUCUCACCGUUUCUAUCCAGCUUAUUGUAAGAUGCGGCAGCGUAACUUCAGUUCACAACAAAAGAGACAGGCCAAAAAAGCUACUCCCGAAAGGCUUCCAACAAAUGCUCUCCAGCAAAAUGUUGACGAGGACUCCAAAUUAGAAACCUUGUCAACAGAUAACAUAUCCAGCUUGAAGUAUGAAAAUAAGUCUAAUGAUGGCGUUGGUACCAUUGUAGCUGCUGACAAUUCAAAUGAGAAAGAUGUGGAUACUCUGACUGAUGAAAAUAAGUCUAAUGAUGGCGUUGAUACCAUUGUAGCUGCUGACAAUACAAAUGAGAAAGAUGUGGAUACUCUGACUGUGCUGCACCAGAUUAAACCUUCGUCAGUGGUUGCAGAUGGUGGAGCGGAACUCUCAAGCGUUCAUCUUCCGGAUUUGAUAGGCAUGAUAAGGAAUGCAGAGAAAAAUAUAAUCCUCCUUAACCAAGCUCGAGUUCGUGCACUUGAAGAUCUCGAAAUGAUUCUCAAUGAUAAGCAUGCUUUACAAGCACAAAUCAACAUUUUAGAGACGAGAUUAGCUGAAACUGACGCAAGAAUUAGAAUUGCGGCCCAAGAAAAGGUGCAUGUGGAACUACUGGAAGAGGAGUUGCAAAAGCUGCGAAGUGAGUUAUUUACUAGGGGUGGCACCGGUGGAAACAUGCCAGAUGCGCAUGAAGAAAACCGUCUUUCAGAUAGGACCAGUGUUCAUUCUUUUGGUGAGGAGCUUAGUUCACUGAAAAACGAAAAUAUGUCCCUUAAGGAUGAUCUAGAAGCCCUGAAAAAGGAGCUUAGUGAUGUCAAGGGAACAGAUGAACGUGUUCUAAUGCUGGAGAAAGAACGGUCAUCCUUGGAAUAUGCACUAAAAGAGUUGGAGAUUAAACUUUCUGCUUCGCAGGAAGAUGUUUCAAAACUUUCUAACUUGAAGUUUGAAUGCAAAAGUUUAUGGGAAAAGGUGGAACAAUUGCAGGCAUUGCUGGAUAAGGCAACCAAACAGGCAGAUCAAGCUAUUUCAGUCUUACAGCAAAACCAGGAGCUUAGGAAGAAGGUUGAUAGGUUGGAAGAUUCUCUUGGAGAGGCUAAUGUCUAUAAAUCAUCAUCAGAGAAAUUGCAACAAUUUAAUGAACUCAUGCAACAGAAAAUAAAACUUCUGGAAGAACGUCUUCAAAGGUCCGACGAAGAGAUACAUUCUUAUGUUCAGCUAUAUCAAGAAUCUGUGAAAGAAUUUCAGGAUACACUUACUAGUUUGAAAGAAGAAAGCAAGAGAAGGGCACUGGAUGAACCUGUAAAUGAUAUGCCUUGGGAGUUCUGGAGUCGUUUACUGCUUAUGAUUGAUGGUUGGUUUCUUGAGAAGAAAAUCUCAACUGAUGAUGCAAGGCUUUUACGAGAAAUGGUAUGGAAGAGGGAUGGUCAUAUUUGUGAUGCUUACAUGGCAUGCAAAGAAACAAAUGAGCGUGAAGCUAUAGCUACAUUUCUCAGACUGACAUCAUCACCAAAACGUGCAGGAUUGCAUGUUAUUCAUAUCGCAGCUGAGAUGGCCCCAGUUGCUAAGGUUGGUGGUUUAGGUGACGUGGUGACUGGUCUUUGUAAAGCAUUACAGAAGAGAGGACAUCUUGUUGAAAUUGUUCUUCCCAAGUAUGAUUGCAUGGAAUAUGAGCGUAUUCGUGACUUGAGGGCCCUAGAUUUAGUAAUAGAGUCCUACUUUGACGGUCGCCUUUUCAAAAAUAAAGUCUGGGUUGGUGUUGUUGAAGGCCUUCCUGUCUAUUUUAUUGAGCCUCAUCAUCCUGGUAAUUUUUUCUGGAGGGGACAACUUUAUGGGGAGCAGGAUGACUUUAAACGUUUCUCAUUCUUUAGCAGGGCAGCCCUUGAAUUGCUUCUUCAAACUGGCAAGAAGCCAGACAUAAUUCAUUGCCAUGAUUGGCAGACAUCUUUUGUUGCCCCACUUUAUUGGGAUCUGUAUGCACCAAAAGGAUUGGAUUCAGCAAGGAUAUGCUUUACGUGUCACAAUUUCGAGUAUCAAGGAAGUGCACCUGCUUCCCAAUUGGCAUCUUGCGGCCUUGAUGUUCACCAGCUAAAUAGACCAGAUAGGAUGCAGGACAACUUGUCACAUGAUAGGGUUAAUGGUGUUAAGGGAGCAAUUGUGUUCUCCAACAUAGUGACAACAGUUUCACCAACUUAUGCACAAGAGGUUCGAACUGCUGAGGGAGGACGGGGACUUCAUGUGACCCUCAAUUCCCACUCGAAAAAGUUCAUAGGAAUACUGAAUGGAAUUGAUACUGAUGCAUGGAAUCCAGCCACUGAUACUUUCCUCAAGGUCCAGUACAAUGCCAGUGAUCUCCAGGGGAAAGCAGAAAACAAAGAAGCUAUAAGAAGGCAUCUUGGACUUUCUUCUGCAGAUGUUACACGGCCAUUGGUUGGUUGCAUUACAAGAUUGGUGCCACAGAAGGGUGUGCAUCUUAUUAGACAUGCAAUAUAUCGGACAAUUGAAUUGGGCGGACAGUUUGUACUUCUUGGUUCAAGCCCAGAACCGCAUAUUCAGAGGGAAUUUGAGGAUAUUGCGAACCUUUUUAAGACUCAUGAGCAUGUCCGGUUAAUAUUGAAGUAUGAUGAGUCUCUUUCCCACUUGAUAUACGCAGCAGCUGACAUGUUCAUUAUACCAUCAAUCUUUGAGCCUUGCGGCCUUACACAGAUGAUAGCAAUGAGAUAUGGUGCGGUCCCAAUAGCACGGAAAACAGGGGGUUUAAAUGACAGUGUUUUUGAUGUUGACGACAAUACAAUUCCUACUCAGUUUAGAAAUGGAUACACAUUUCUGAAUCCCGAUGAACAGGUAAUUAUCUGGUACACAUUACCAAGUCCAUUCAUAAAUUUGAUUCUGGUAAAAUUCUUAAAAACUUUGCAGGGACUGAACGGCGCUUUGGAUCGUGCGCUUAACCACUAUAAGAACAAUAGUCAGAGUUGGCAACAGCUUGUUCAGAAGGUCAUGACAAUAGACUUGAGUUGGGACUCAUCAGCAUUACAGUAUGAGGAGCUUUAUGAGAAGUCUGUGGCCAGAGCGAGGGCAGCCUCAAGUCGCGUUUAAGCUUUGUUUUGACACUCAUUCUCGCGUCCUUCUGCCAAGACCGGUUUGUACCAGUUGUAGAUAUCUAAGUUCGCCAGCAUCCUUGCUCCUUUACAUUGGGUCAAGGGUUUAAGUCUCUCCAUUGGCAAUAUUUCCCUCCUUAGGCUUCAGCCUCCACUAUACCCAAAGAAAUUGAACGGAAAAAAAAGGAACAAAAAAUAAUAAAUACCGGUCUGCACUGUGAGCCUGUCUUGGAUAACGGAAUUGGAUGGCUUCAGGGGUGAACCAAAGUUGAAUUUGUUUUGAUCCAUUGAUAUGAUUUAGAAUGGUGAAAGAAGCAAGUACACACUUACUUUCGAAAAGCAAAAUGAUUUUUGAAGCCUGUGAAUCCUGCUAAUAGUUGAAGAUGAGUUGAGUUUGUUGUUCUUUGGAUCUUCAGUUUAAAUCCAUUGUUUCCCCCGCGAACUCAGCUACUUGUGUUUUUUUUUUGACAAGCAGCUAUUUGUUGUUCAUAUAGUAAAAUUGCAUCUGAUGUACAGUUCCUGUUUGUACAAGGUUCAAAGUAAAUUUUUAGUGCCCUUGAGAACAUCGAUAAAACGACCUGUUUGUAAACCAUGUACAACUUCUGUAUCUGUAUGUGAGAUCUGGCAUUGAGUCUUGAUUAAUGCAAAGCUGGUUUUUCGUUUUCAAA